Capronia epimyces CBS 606.96 is the source of this 1737-nucleotide messenger RNA. RefSeq lists its product as uncharacterized. Gene Ontology annotation, molecular function: transmembrane transporter activity. NCBI's taxonomy places the organism in Eukaryota, Fungi, Ascomycota, Eurotiomycetes, Chaetothyriales, Herpotrichiellaceae. The transcript has a single exon. The record is from RefSeq and is a predicted model, not a curated record. Gene Ontology annotation, biological process: transmembrane transport. Bases 1 to 1737 code for a protein of 578 amino acids.
AUGUCACCACCGCACGACAUGAACGUUGACAUUGAGUCGAAACCCGCCCGCCCCCCGCCGCCGUCGUGGGCGUCGGUGCCCAACAAGUUCCAACUGUUCGUCAUCUGCACGGUGCGCAUCGUCGACUUCUUCCAGCAAGCAGCGCUGCAGGCCUACAUGUUCUACCAGCUCCAGUCGUUCUCGCCCUCGGCGCCCGACAGCCAGAUCUCGUUCGAGGCCGGCGUGCUGCAGGGCGUCUUCACCGCGGCCCAGAUCGUCACCGGCAUCGUCUGGGGCCGCGUGGCCGACUCGCCGGCGGUCGGCCGCAAGGGCGUGCUGCUCGUCAGCCUGACCGGCCAGGGCCUGAGCUGCGUCGGCCUGGCCUUCUCGCGCAGCUUCCACACCGCCGCCGUGUGGCGAUGCCUGGGCGGCGCUGUCAACGCCACCGUCGGUGCCGCCAGGACCUCGUUGGCCGAGUGCACCCACAAGAAAUACCACUCGCGCACCUUCCUGCUGCUGCCGCUGGCCUGGAACAUCGCCAACAUCUUCGGCCCGCUGUUCGGCGGCCUGCUGUCCGACCCUGUGGCCAACUACCCAGCCAUGUUUGGCGAGAACACUGGCGGAGACCCGAACGCGAACCCGUCCAGCACCGGCACUGGCGCCGUCUCCGUCUCCGUCUCCUGGCUCACCACAUUCCCCUACGCCGCGCCCAACCUGUGCUGCGCCCUCUUGCUGUUCGCCGACGCCCUGCUCGUCUGGCUGGGCCUGCGCGAGACCCUGAUCACCAAGCGGGACGACCGCGACCGCGGCCUCGAGCUGGCCGAGUCUUUGCGCCAUCGCUUCCGCCGACUCGUCUUCCGCCGCUUCGGCUACGUUCAACUCGGUCAGAGCGAGACCAACACGAACAUGCCCGAUACACUCGACAUCGACAUCGAUGACGAGGCCCUGCCGUCCAGCACCAGCACACCACUCACCCCUCUCCCGCCCAAGGAAGUCGACCAGUUGAACACGAAGAUGAAGACGAAUACCGUGACGACUACCAUGACGAAAACGAAAACGAAUACGGCCGAGGCCUGGGUCGAACCCCCCAAGGCCGCGCCGCCCUUCUACCACGCGCUGACGUCCAACGUGCUCCUGGUGCUGGCGACGGUGGCGGUGAUGGAUUUCCAGAUGGGCGGGUUCGCGUCGCUGUGGACGAUUUUCCUGUCGACGGCGCGACGCACGGCCGACCAGCCAGUGCGGCUUCCGCUGGUGUUCACGGGCGGGCUGCAGUUCUCGCUGGCGACGAUCGGGCUGGCCAUGUCGAUUCUGGGCCUGGUCGGCAUCUUCCUGCAGCUGACGCUGUACCCGUCGGUGAACGCGCGGUUCGGCCUGCUCCGGUCGACGCGGUGGUCGCUGUUCGUGUUCCCGCUGGCCUACGCGCUGGCCCCCUACCUGUCGCUGCUGGUUGACCGGCCCGUGCUGCUGUGGGUCGGCAUUGUGGUCGUCGUGCUGCUGCAGGUGGCGGCCCGCACCUUCGCCAUCCCGGGCUCCGUCCUGCUCAUCAACAACUCCAGCCCCAGCCCGGCCAUGCUGGGCACCAUCCACGGCAUGGGCGCCGCCACUUCCAGCGCCUUCCGCACCGUCGGCCCCAUCGUCGCCGGUCACUGGUACGCCCGCGGUCUGGACAAGGGUGUUGUCGGCUGGGCCUGGUGGUGGCUGAGUUUGGUGAGUUUGGUCGGUGUGGUGCCGAGCUUUUGGGCCCGAGAUGGGAGAUGA